This is a messenger RNA of Conger conger (European conger), 1476 nucleotides long. Its product is annotated as microtubule-actin cross-linking factor 1, isoforms 6/7-like. Gene Ontology annotation, cellular component: membrane; cytoplasm; intermediate filament. The transcript is spliced from 6 exons. The record is from RefSeq and is a predicted model, not a curated record. The coding region runs from base 27 to 800 and encodes 257 amino acids. Gene Ontology annotation, biological process: regulation of focal adhesion assembly; intermediate filament cytoskeleton organization; wound healing. Gene Ontology annotation, molecular function: structural molecule activity; microtubule binding; cadherin binding. NCBI's taxonomy places the organism in Eukaryota, Metazoa, Chordata, Actinopteri, Anguilliformes, Congridae.
UCUCUCUCUCUCUCUCUCAGGUGUUUAUGGAGGAGAUGGGGCAGAAGCAGAUGGAUAUAGAGAGACUGACCACAUCUUGUCAAAGCAGAGACAGCCCUGAGAGCCAGACAGAUAAACACGGAGGUGUGGUUACCGGGGGCAACCCUCGCCUGUCCCAGCUGCGCUCACUGUGCCAGCAGGUGUGGCAGCUCUGUCUCAACCACCAGAACAAGCUCAGCAUCGCCCUCAAGAGGCUGGAGGAGCUGGAGGAAGGGGUGGAGUUUGACUUUGAUGGCUGGCGCAGGAAGUGCAUGCAGUGGACGAGCCGCAGGAAGUGUGGUCUGAUGGACAUGUUCCAGCGCAUGGACACGGAGCAGGACGGCCGCGUCACCCGGCAACAGUUCACUGAGGUCAUCGUGGCCCUGGACUUCCCCACCAGUCAGUGGGAGAUGAUGGCGGUGAUGGACCUGUUUGAUCAGGACAGCAGUGGGAACAUUGAUUACUAUGAGUUUGCAGCUGCGCUCCACCAGAACAGAGACCCCAGCACACACACCACCGAGGCUGAGCGGAUCAAAGAGGAGGUAACCAGGCAGGUGGUGCAGUGUAAAUGCAAGAAGAGAUUCCAGGUGCAGCAGAUCGGAGAGAACAAGUACCGCCUGGGGCAGGUGGAGUGUGUCCUCAGGAUUCUCUGUAAUGUUCUGCUGGUGCAGAUGGGACAUGGCUGGAUGUCUCUCAAUGAGUUCCUCAUGAAGUAUGACCCCUGCAGAGGCUUGCUGGCUGGUCGGUCGGGGGGGGGAGAUGAGCAGAGGGAGGGCCAGUGAAGUUUGGGCCCCCUGGUGUUGGUGGCUUACCUGGGACACGCAUUCACCUGCGCUGUGACCCCUGGGCGGGGGUCAGGAUGAUGACAUCACAGGAAGAGGACUGGAGUAGGGGAGUGUGCUAGCACCUCUCCCAAUCGUGAUUGGCCUGUUCAGGCUGUACUGUGGAGUAAGAGAUCAUUUCACUGCUUUUAUAGAGUGCAAAAACGCUAAAACUAAACUGUGAAUGUGAAUGUUUUUAUUCUCCUGUUGCUUUUAUUUUAUUACGUUAACUUUAAUGAGGAUGCUAUUUAAAUCUCAGUGUCGAGUCAUAUCAUUUGGGGAAGGAGAACUGUUUAUUUACUUGGUUCAGUUUAACUUUCUUUGUAAAUGGUUUGCCCUGCUUAUUUGAAAAACUACAAAUAUGGCAGCCGACGCAGUUCGCAGGAAGCAGCGAGCGUGACCUUUGACCCCGGUUCCUCCUGUGCUCUCUUGCUUUCGCCUGUUUGAGCGGUUUGACUUGCUGUGUUAUCGGGAGCAGAUUUGUGUUUGUGUGUAAAGUGUGAGUGAAAUAUAAAGAUCAACGCUCUAUCUGUGCUUUUGUGUACUGAAAGAGAGAUGCUGCUUUUUGAAGUUAUUUGAAGACAACCUUUUUGGGAAGCACAAAUGUAGAUUAAAAUAAAGCUAAGUGACUACAGAA